UCCAACCUAGUCACUGGUCGCAAAAACUGCCGAAACAAAACGAUGGCCGAAAUUCAUAUUGUAACGAUAUCCUGCUGGUUACUUUUGUUCACCGUUUCGGCUCAGGUGGUUCCAUCCUGCUGUGGUACGUUCGGUUACGAGCUUCUAGUGGCUCGCCUGGAAAGCUUGGAAAAUAUUGCUGUCAAUCUAAAACUAAAAUUCACGGAGGAUACUCAAGGCUUGCGAAGUGAUCUGCAAACGUUAACAACGAACAUUCAGAGUGCAACGUGGAACAAGUUCGAAGGGAAAACCAAAAGUGCUGUGGAAGGUCGCGUGAGUUCAAACACCGGAAAAGAUUUACCUCGGGCCUGCGAUGAAAUUUUGUCCCGAAAAUCAGCACCCUACUACGUGGACAUCUUUCGUGGAAUACAACCUCCAUUCGAAGUGUACUGCGACCAAGAAUUCGAAGGAGGAGGCUGGUUGGUAUUCCAGAAUCGAUACAACGGAGCCGUAGAUUUCUAUCGCUCCUGGAAGGAGUACAAAGAUGGCUUUGGAUCGCUUGAUGGAGAGUUCUGGCUUGGAUUGGAAAAACUACAUCAAAUAACCUACUCCGACCACUACGAACUGGCCAUCGUGAUAGAAGAUUUUCUUGGUGAAAGCGCUUUCGCGCGAUAUUCGACCUUUGCCAUCGGAGGUGAGGUUGAAAUGUACAAUCUUAUCAAGCUGGGAACCUAUAGCGGAUCCGCCAAUGAUAGUCUGAUUUAUCACGCCAAAGGAAAGUUUUCCACUUUCGAUAACGAUAACGACGAGAAUCCUACCAGCUGCGCCAUGACCUACUUCGGAGCCUGGUGGUACAAGUCUUGCCAUACGAGUAAUUUAAAUUCUCGAUACAUUCCGGCUGGAGCCAUGGUCGAAGCCAACAAGAUGAUCGUUUGGCGCAAGUGGAAAGGCGAUUUGCAUACAUUGAAGAAAACUCGUAUGAUGAUCAGACGGAUUCAGAGUAAGUGAGGUUAAGGAAAAAAUU
This is a messenger RNA of Malaya genurostris, 1003 nucleotides long. RefSeq names its product microfibril-associated glycoprotein 4-like. The coding region runs from base 43 to 987 and encodes 314 amino acids. The transcript has 4 exons. The record is from RefSeq and is a predicted model, not a curated record. NCBI's taxonomy places the organism in Eukaryota, Metazoa, Arthropoda, Insecta, Diptera, Culicidae.